This is a messenger RNA of Andrographis paniculata, 1671 nucleotides long. RefSeq lists its product as uncharacterized. The transcript has 2 exons. Lineage: Eukaryota; Viridiplantae; Streptophyta; Magnoliopsida; Lamiales; Acanthaceae. The record is from RefSeq and is a predicted model, not a curated record. The coding region runs from base 333 to 1238 and encodes 301 amino acids.
UGACGGAAAUACCCCCAGAUUGGCGACCUCCGUAUAUGUAACGAUCGCGGCACCUUCUCCUACCACGCGAUUUCCCCUUCGGCGCUUCAAAGUUCGAAGCCAAAAAUUGAAUACCCUAAAUUCAGCAGACUAUUCUCUUCUCUUCUUCUCUGCUCCUUCUUCUUCUUCUUCUUUCUUCUUGUUCUGCAAUUUUGUUUUCUAGAUUCAAUCGAUCAAUCGUGUUUUUGCCCCAAUUGGGAUUUGGGAGGAAUUGGAAUCGGAAUCGGAAUUAUUAGCUCCGAUCGUCGUUGUUUGAGCUAUUGAUUUGUUAUGAAGGUGUGAAUGAAAGGGAUAUGGCUAUGGGGACGGAAAGAUCGAGGGCGUUGCACAAUUUCACGAUGCCGUCGGAAUUGCGGUGGGGAAAUCAGCGGUUUCUGAGGUGCAUGAAGGUCAACUCCUCCGACGGACAAAUCUCGCCGCUCCACCGCUUCACUGCGAACACCUCCGGCGGUUCCGAUCAUCGGAACCACCGGCAUCCGAUACAGCAGCGGCGGACCACAAGAGAUAGAGACGAGGAGAGAGGUGUGAGCUCCGCGGCCGGCUCCGAGUUUACGAGCGGAUCCCCCAAAGUUAGUCCGACGCCGGCGCCGCCGGAGUCCGAUUCCGGCCGGAGAUUCAGCAGCGGCGAAGAAGGAAUCGCCGCCGUCCGCGAGAAGAUGAUGUACGAUUUCCAGACGGAGGCCGACAAAAUGAAAGACGCCAUAUUAGACGGACUCGAGGAACGCAAGGCUUCGAUUUCUCCUCCUCCGCCUCCGCCGCCGCCGGAAGGCGGCGAGGCCCAACGCCCCUGGAACUUGCGAACGCGGCGAGCUGCCUCCUCAAAGACAUCGCCGCCGACUGGAAUCGUCUCCGGCCGAUUUGAUUUCCCCACCAUUACAGCCGCCGCCGCCGCCGCCGGCAUCUUCAAAUCGGAUUUACCGAAACCUAAUUUCCUCCCGCCGCCGCCGCCGACAACGUACAAGUCUCCGAUCAACGAAGCCACUACGAGUGGCGGGAAAAGAGAACGCUCUAAAUUUUCAGUGGUGAUCUCGAAAAAGGACAUCGAGGAGGAUUUCUUCGCCAUCGCCGGCCACCGGCCGCCGCGCAGACCCAAGAGGAGGGCUAAGGCUGUCCAGAAGGAAUUAGAUUGCCUCUUCCCCGGAUUGUGGUUGACCGACGUUACUCCCGACAUGUACAAGGUUAAUGAAACAGCUCAAUAACACAAAAAAAAAAAAAAGGUGAAAAUCGGUAAUCUCUUCGGAACUUUGGAUGGAUUUAUGUGCUCAUGUGUUUGCUGGAGGUCUGAGUUUUGAAUCCUGAUAUUGUCUGCAGUGACUAAACCGACGAUAGUUUCAAAUUCUUUGCUCAUUGAUAAUGGCUGUUGUGAAGGAUGAUGGAGAAAUGAACAAAGGACUAUUCUUGUAUUUGAAUUGCGGAGGAGACCUAAUCUGGUUUCUUUAUACUUUUUUUUUUUUUAUUUUCUUCCGAUAAUCGUAAGUGUUCAUACAUUUGUUCGGUUGGGUUGAAUAAAUUUUAACGUAGAGGAAUGUUAUUUCAUUUGUUGUUCUAGCAAUUCAACAUUAUACUCUUAUGUCAUUCGACUUUGCAAUUCUCAGUUCUUAUAAAAGGAAGAUUUUAGUGUUAUGAGUUACA